Messenger RNA from Nematolebias whitei (Rio pearlfish), 5785 nucleotides. It is a transcript of the gene mia3, whose product is annotated as MIA SH3 domain ER export factor 3. Gene Ontology annotation, cellular component: endoplasmic reticulum membrane; endoplasmic reticulum exit site. The coding region runs from base 53 to 5296 and encodes 1747 amino acids. The transcript has 28 exons. Gene Ontology annotation, biological process: vesicle cargo loading; protein secretion; endoplasmic reticulum to Golgi vesicle-mediated transport. The record is from RefSeq and is a predicted model, not a curated record. Lineage: Eukaryota; Metazoa; Chordata; Actinopteri; Cyprinodontiformes; Rivulidae. Gene Ontology annotation, molecular function: protein binding.
GCGGCUGAGCGGAGAAGAAGCCAGAGGCUACACACAAAAAAAAACUGCCAGCAUGGCAGCAAAGCAUUUUUACCGACCGGGCAUUUUAUUACUUUUAUUUAACCUGGUGUCAAGCACAGCCUUGGAGAGGAGGUUCUCGGACUUUAAAAGAUGCGCCGACGAGGAGUGCAGCAUGCUCCUGUGUCGGGGAAAAGCUGUGAAAGAUUUCUCGGGACCUGAUUGUAGGUUCCUUUCAUUCAAGCAAUCUGAAACUGUUUAUGUUUACUACAAACUUUCUGGAAGAAGGGCUGACAUGUGGGCAGGAAGUGUUGGAAGCAGCUUUGGCUAUUUCCCAAAGGAACUUGUUGCAGUAAACCACCGUUAUACUGACAAAGAAGUUGAAGUCCCUGCAGAGGAAACAGAUUUUGUCUGUUUCGAAACUGGAUUUGACAAGUUUGACACUUACGACGUAGAUCAGCUUUUAGGCUCAUCAGCGGAGAAGGAGAAUGAUAAUCCUAACACGCAAACGUCUGUCCAAAUCCAAGAGGCAGAGAGCACACGGGCUGAAUCACAGCCAUCAGUAGAGGAAGGGACUGAGAGUGACGAACAAAUCAAGCAUCUUGAUAAAGUUCCAGAAGACCAAAGUGCCUCUUUACUUAAACUUGAACUAAACGCAUCAACUGAAUCACCGUUAGUAAAGGAUUUCGAGUCUGAUGUGCAAGUUGUGCCUGAAGUUACCGAAGUAAAAAAAGUUGAGUCUGCUUUGGAAAAUGUGUCAGAAAGAAGUGAAACCAAAGAUGGAUCUGCUACAGCUGAAGUGGAAUCUUUGCCCAAAGGAGAGUUUUUUAUCAAACAAGUGUCCGUUUCAGUGGCGGAGCAGGUCCCCAAGUUAAAAACGUCCCUCGGAGCAACGUUUGACGCCGUCGUCACUGACGAAGAAACCACCACGAAAGUCACUCCACGUGUAGAGGACGUGGAAGAGGAGGCAGAUCGUGAAGAUGUCGCAGAAAAUAAAGAGGAAAUUCCACGGCUGCUUUUUUCUGAAGAAACCCCGGGUGCUUCAGCGUUGGAUUCACUCGUAAAGCAAGAAAGCCCUCCAUCAGUUCAGGACGAGGAGCCACAUACAGCAGAGGAUAAAAACCUGUGGACAAAAGUGUUUUCAGUUGUGACGGGAAGUGAGACCACAGCAGAAGAUGUGAGUUCAGAAGAAGACGACGACGAUGACGAAGAGGCAGAAACACAAGAGAAUUUAGGAAAAUCAGAGAAAGAUCCACGUUUAUCAGAAUCUCAAAACGACCCAGAGAACAUAACAGAUCCCCAAGAUGACCCUCAUCCCAACACUGUGGAGCAAAAUAUUCAAGAAACUAAAAAUGAUGAAAACCCCCUGCGUGAUGGUAAAGAUAAGGGCGUUGCAGAAGUUAUCAGACACGAGGAAGCUUUCUAUGAAACGGCAAAACCAACCGAUGAGCCGAUACACCAUCAAAUAGACGAAAGUGUCGAAGCUGUUCCUAAAGAUUAUCACGCUAGCCCCCCUCAGGAUGAUAAAUCUGAUAAUGAAACACAUGAAACCAAUGAGGACAGAAGUGAAGAGUCCACCGAUGCAGAGUUUAUCAAGAAUGAUGGUGAUAUGGAGGACAGUGAUGUUUUAACAGAGCAGGUUUUAGACAUUACCUUUGAUGAAAACAAAACUGUGACCGAACAAGAUCAGUCCACAGAAAACAAGGAAUCUGAUGAUUCACGUGUUAAAUAUGUAGAAGAUGACAAAUCACAUGAUCAUAUCCCUGAAAAUUUAGUGACGGAUGUGGAAAGUAAUAGCAGUCGGAUGGGAUCGCCUGUGGAGGAAGCAAAGGUUCAUGAGCUGCCUCAAACAGAGGAAGAGGAUGAAAAAGAUGCAGAAAAUGAAGAUCGUAACGGAAUAGAAGAAGAGUUACUUGAAGAUGAAAAUGCACUUUUGUUGUCACAGUCGGACGACAUUCACGCUGAGAAUCCCUCGCCCGAAACAACCCGGUCCGUUGAAUCCGCUCCAGAGCUAGAAUACAGCGACAGCAUACUGAGACUGACUCUGCUGAGGGAGCACUUCACAGAAGAAAACAUGUCGCGGCUGCAGAGGCUUCUCGGCAUGAAGAACCUGUACAAAGUCGAGGCCAUGUUCUCUGAUCUGGACACAGAGCUGCUGGCUAUCCGUGUGUCGAACACAGGAUCCACGCAGGACAUUGAAAAUGCACUUGAGAGCAUCCUGGAAGUUUCAGAAAACCCCAUCCUGGACGAGAUUGAGAAGAUGCUCGAUAUGCAGGAGGCAAAACAAGAUUACGAGCUUCAUGCGAACACAAGCAGUGUGGAUGAGGAAACUGAAGUACUUGACGACUUUCAAGAGCUCGCUUUCAGUCUGCGGCAAAAGUACUCGACAGUCAGCGACAGUGCACCUUUAACCACAGAAACAUCUUUGGACAGUGUACGAGAUGAACCUCAGUCGAAUGUUAAAGAAAACACCUCCCACGUUGUCGAAGAAAAGGAUGACAACACACCUGAAACCAGUCGCGACGACAACCUCGCUGUAACGGACCAAGAAGAAGAACCUGAAAAGAUUAAAGAGGAACAGGUAGUUCAGGAGGAGGUGACUGGUGGACCUGAUGUCAGUGUGGAGGUGACCGGUGGACAGUUUAUUCAAAACAAAGACGAUCAGCCAAGCUUCACUGGAUCAGAAGAGGAGCAACAGCUCCCCGAAGCCACUCUGGAAACUCCUUCAGACAUGAGCCUCGAGGCUGAGACUGAACACUCUCUCUCAGACUCUACAAACUCUGUGGAGAGUGGGACUGAAAUACACGAGGAAGAAACUGGAGUCUUCGCAACUGGACUGGUUUACAUGGGGUGCAUUUUCUCACUAAUGAAAAAUAAAACUGCCGAUUGGACCACGGUGAUGAUUUCCUUGCUGCCAGAGGAGUGGAAGCCAGGGGAAACGCUGUUUGGUUGUCCUUGGCAAGCCGUUGUCAUCACUGCUUUGGUUGGAGCGCUGAGCUUCACCCUCUUUUUCUGGAGGACUGUUUUGGCUGUUAAGAAGAAGGAAUACCUCGUGGAUGAAAAAAAACUCCAAGCCCAAAUCCAGGCGCUCAGAAAAGAGAAGUCGGAUGCUCAAACCAAAGUAGUUGAACUCCAGAAGCAGACUGAACAGCUGAAAGAAAACCAAAAACAAUCAAAAGAGACCGUCAGUUUUAAGAUGAAAACCAUACAAGACUUGGAGAGUAAAGUUUCAGAGGCGGAAAAAGUCAAUGGACGCGUUUUUGAAGAAAAAAAUAAAUACGCAAAACUACUGGAAGAAGAACGUGCCAUGUCUUUGGAAAAUAAAAGCAGGCUUGAAAAAUUAGAGAAAUCAAACGAGAAGUUGCAGCUCGGCAGAAAAAAGGUUCAGGAAGCCCUCGCUAAGACUACUGUUCUCCUGGACGAGGCCAAGAUUCGUGAAGAUGCACGAAACGCCCAACAAAAAAGUCUCCAGAAAGAAUUUACCGCCAUAAAGGAAGAAAACAAAAACCUCAAAGCAGCUAUUAAAGGCUGGGAGGCAAAGCACAAGGAGCUGAACGAGAAGAUUAAAGUUUAUCAGAAGUCCCAGAAGGAGCUGGAGGACUCUGUGGUGCUCAAAGACCACAAUCUGGAGGUGCUGUCUGAUCUCCUGGCUGAUCUGGAUGCAUGCGAUCUGCAGAAAGGUGAAACCAAAGUUUUAGCAAAUGGUGAAGUAGCCACUGAUAAGAAGACGGUCAUAAAAAGCAGAAUCAGGCAGAUGAUGGACGUGUCCAGGAUCCAGACGACUCUCACUGUUGUUGAAGAAGAGCGGGAUCGCUUCAUGGCAAAACUACUGAACGAAGAAAAGUCGAGGAAAGAACUAGAAGAAAAACAUCAGGAGCUGGAACACGCGAUCGGAGUCCUAAAGAGCGAUAAGAGCCAGGUCGAGAACCAAUUCAAGGUCCUCCAGCAGAAAAAUGAAAUCAUGGUUGAAAUGUAUCAGCAGAAGGAGAACGCUCUGCAGCAGAGGUUAACAAAAGAGGAGCUGGAGCGACGCAGUAAAGAGAAUCUGCUGUCUGAAGUUGGAGGUAAAGCCCUCGAAGCGGAGGAGCAGGUGAAAAUCUUACGGCAGCGCAUCAACGAGAUGGAGGAGCAGAUGGCGAAGACUGAAGACGUCUACAAAGAGCAGAUAAAAGAGCAGGAAAACAAAACUCAUUCCAACUGGGUUAACGCUCGUAACGCAGAGCGGGCGCUGAGUCAAGAAAAGCUUGAAUCAUCAAAGCUGCGCGAAAAACUGGUUGUGAUCACCUCCCAGCUUAAUGAGCGCCGCGCUCCUCUGUUCAGGCCCAACUCUGGUCAGCCUGCAGGUCCUCGCCAAGGUGAUUCAUACGGGCCCUCUCCUGUGAGUGGAGGUGCUCCAUCCCCUCCUAUAAUGAUCGAGGGUCCCAGGCGCCCUCCUUCUGCCCCAGUUGGGCGAAGAAAUGACCCGUAUGGUCCUCGUCCUCCAUCUGAUCCACAUGGUUGUUACCCAGAAAACAAACACGUCCCUGGGAUGGACAUGAUGGGACCUCGUAGCUCGUCUCCAGCCAACCUGGAUGGAACCACCCAAGCAGUAGAGGCACAGAUAAAAGCAGAAACUCAGGCUGUGGUUUCCACAGAGAGUCCAGAGCCAGGACCUGGAUCCUUCCUGGUGUCACCAAUCAGAGACUCGCCCAGCUCCAUGGCCCAAGGACCUCCACCGGGCCCUGGACCCCACGACCCACUACUUCCUCCUGGACCCGGUGUGCGUCUGCCGCCACCCGGACCUUACAGAUUGCUACGACCUGGUCCAUACCAGCUCCCACCUGGUCCUCUUCCUCCAAAUGUACCUCCUCCCUAUCGCGGUCCCCCUCUGCCAGCCAAUGGUAUGCUCCCUCCUGGACCCAUGGGAGGAGAGUUUGGACCUCGACCUGCCAAUGGACUUGUAUUCCACCCCAGACCAGGUCCCGGACCUCUAAUUGAUCCUCGAGGUCCUCCACCACCACACUUCCGUCCUCCUCCACCUCAUAGUUUUGGACCCAUUCCACCACCCGGUGUCCAUGGGCCUGUGGGACCUCGACCACCUGUCCCUCCUGAUAUGCGCUUCCCAAGACCUCGAGACCACAUCACCCCACCGAUGGACCUACCUCCAGGUGUCCGACCCCUUCCUGGCGACGCAUAUGGUCAGGCUGCACCCAGUGCCAUCCAGAACUCAGCGGGCCCUCAGAGCGGCCCUGGUCAGGACCUGCACAUGAGGCAGGAGCCCCCUCAGGACUCAGUGAGGCCACCACUGGUCAAGCCUUAACACCACCACCAGCUACGGCAAAGGAAUUAACCACAUGUUCACCUCUAGACUAAUAGGAUAACCCCGAUCACGUCCAAAAACAGGUCAUGAUUUUCAUUUUUCUGUUAUUAUUAUUUAAUUGCAAUAUUAAAAAAGAAAACAAGGUCUUUAAAGAAUCAUUGAUCAGUGUCUCUGAGAAGCCGAUUGUGCAAUAACACUUCAGAUGUUUAAUCUUUUAAAAAAUAUAUAAAAUUCCUUUUUUUAAAUGUUUUCUGUGGAAAUCAUUUUUUAGCAUCAGGGUUUAAGUUUUAGCAUUUCAAGAUUUCCACUUGUUUCAAAACGAGCGUACAGGAAAUGUGUAAUUUGAAGGGCAGAUGUAUAAGUUAUUUUACUACGUUGAUAGAACUUUUCAUAAUAAAGGAUGUAAACGUGUCACUUAUCGACUGCAGGAUGUGCUUUAUAUUCUCUGACCAGGGCUUGAAAGAGAUGAAAACUUCAGAUAAAUUAUGG